CGGAAACUCAGGCCGCGGCAGCUUCAACGUUCCUACGCGGGCUCGGCUGGCGCGCUUAGUGCUGCAGCGGCAGGGGCGGCGAUGGGGACGGUGGGCGUAGGGCUAGUGGAUUGUCACUGCCACCUCUCCGACCCGGACUUUGACCACGAUCUGGAUGAUGUGUUGGAGAAAGCCAAGAAAGCCAAUGUUGUGGCCCUUGUGGCAGUUGCUGAACAUUCAGGAGAAUUUGAAAAGAUUAUUCAACUUUCAGAAAGGUAUAGUGGGUUUGUCCUGCCAUGCUUGGGUGUUCACCCAGUUCAAGGACUUUCACUAGAAGAUCAAAGAAGUGUCACAUUAAAGGAUUUGGAUGUAGCUUUGCCCAUUAUUGAGCAUUACAAAGAUCGGCUGUUGGCAGUUGGAGAGGUUGGACUAGAUUUCUCCCCUAGAUUUGCUGGCAGUGAUGAACAGAAGGAAGAGCAAAGACAAGUUCUAAUCAGACAGGUCCAAUUAGCCAAAAGACUAAAUUUGCCUUUAAAUGUUCACUCACGCUGCUGGAGACUACACAUCAACCUUUACGUGAGCAAAGGUGCUGACAAGGUACUGUUGCACGCAUUUGAUGGUCGGCCGUCUGUAGCCAUGGAAGGAGUAAAAGCUGGGUACUUUUUCUCAAUUCCCCCUUCUAUCAUAAGAAGUAACCAGAAGCAGAAACUUGUGAAACAGUUGCCUUUAACUUCCAUAUGCCUAGAAACAGAUUCACCUGCACUAGGACCAGAAAAACAGGUACGGAAUGAGCCCCAGAAUAUUUCCAUUUCAGCAGAAUAUAUUGCCCAGGUGAAAGGGAUCUCAGUGGAAGAAGUCAUAGAAGUGACCACACAGAAUGCAUUAAAACUGUUUCCCAAGCUUCGACACAUGCUCCAGAAAUAGCUUCAUAACCAAUUAUUGCAAACCGAAUCAACUGCAGGGGUCACUAUUUGAAACAAAAGAAAUGUUCUGAUGAAGAAUCUGAACUGAGGAAGCCGACUUAUAGGGAUAUAGAAGAUUAUAAUUUUAGAGAAAUAUUUCUCUUAGAAGUAAAACUGGGCUUAGAUGCUGAAACUCUGGGUUCAGAUACUAGCCUUGUGCUGUGUUUCAAUUAGCUUAGUCUUGGCAGAAUACUGGGAAAAUAUUGCUACUUCUUACAUUGUCACAUUAAAUAGAACCACCAUCUGAACUGAAACCAUUGCUGCUGGGAAGGGUGGCUCCCACAGGUAAGACCAAGUACUGCUGUGAUGAGGAUGGAGCAGACUAAAGUUUGAUCUUUCACCACCUGUUUUACUUCUCAUAGGAUUUAACUAGUGAAGGUAGGAGUAUCUGGUUUCUUACACUAUCAGAAAUCUUCUCUUUUCUAGGUUUGUAAAAUCGAACAAUUUGGUACUUGUAAUUAUUUCUCUUUAAGGGAAAAAUGCAUAUAAAGUUUUCACACUGAUCUUAGAUAUUGACUUAUAAGGCCAGUAGUUUGAACAGCCAGUACUAUUAUAAAUACCAAGCCCAAAAGUUUAGUUAAUAAACUGAUUUUAAGUUCCA
Molecule: messenger RNA, 1542 nt
Organism: Microcebus murinus (gray mouse lemur)
Lineage: Eukaryota; Metazoa; Chordata; Mammalia; Primates; Cheirogaleidae
Source: RefSeq, a predicted model, not a curated record